GCCGCUCGCGCCGCCCAUAACACACCAGGCCACUCCAUCCACCAUCCACACCCACCUUCCCAGCCCAUGACGCCCACCCUCACACACAUCACUUCUUCUUGGUCGCCACGCCGACGGUCUUGCCGUGCCGGCCGGUCGUCUUGGUGUGCUGGCCACGCACAGGGAUACCCCAGUAGUGACGGAGACCUGUGACACGCAACCACGCACACACACACACACACACGCCAGAAUGCAGCCGCUGAACGAGAGAGGGGGGAUUGACUUGCUGUGCUGACGGACCUCGGUGGAGCCUCAUUUUCUUCAUUCUCUCGAGGUCGUCGCGGAGAGAUGCGUCGAGCUGGUUGGAGACGAGCUGCUUGAAAGUGCCGUCCUUGAUGUCCCUCUGUCUGUUGAGGAACCACUUGGGGAUCUUGAACUCCAGGGGGUUCUGCAGGAUCAUCACGAUCCUGUUGAUCUCCUCAGCGGACAACUCACCAGCACUGAUGGGAUGGUGGGAAAGACACAGCAUAGAUAGCACACAGAUGAGAUGUGCGCGUGCGGCCCUCUCCCUCCCUCUCUCCCUCUGCCUGUCUGUCGUCUUGCGUUGCGUGUGUCGACAUCCGUACCGUUUGUUGAGGUCGAUGUCGGCCUUCUUGCAGGCGAGGUUGGAGAUGCGGCGCCCGACGCCACGGAUGGCCGUCACGGCGAACUGCACCUUCUGCUUGCCAUCCACGUUCGUGUUGAGCACACGCAAAAUGUGCUGGAAGUCCUGAUUCGCCAACUGAAUCGACUGAGGAACAGACAACACACAAGCACACACAGACACGGCACGUGAGUGUCGUACGUACGGCUGUGAGAGGCCUCCCCGCAUCGUGAACACCCUCCACCGAGGCGAACACAGCCAGCGGUGGAGAUCUCUGACUGAAGUUGCCUUCCUUCCUGGCUACUGUACGUGUCAUGGCGUGGCCUCUCUGCCGUGUGUUUCCUACCAUCGUGCACACGUUUCCCCUCCUC
This is a messenger RNA of Vitrella brassicaformis, 993 nucleotides long. NCBI's taxonomy places the organism in Eukaryota, Vitrellaceae. The record is from the annotation of a GenBank genome assembly.